AAGAAUCAAGCAAGCAAGCUCGCUCGUUCGAACCGAUUCCAUUGAAAGCACAAGCCCUUCGUAUAAAUAGCCGGCAAGAAAAGCUCUUAUUCCAAACGCUAACAAAAAAAACUGCUUUUCUAGAGAGAGAAACGAGAACACAAGAAAGACGGUGAAGAACUAGAGAGGGAAGGGUGAGCAUUAAUGGCGGCAGAGAAGCAAGUGAUGGUGAUCGGGGUGGACGAGAGCGAGCAGAGCCAGUACGCUCUGGAAUGGACUUUGGACCACUUCUUCAAGCCCUUCGGCGGCGACAAAGCUCCCUUCAAGCUCAUCAUUGUCCACGCAAAGGUCCAGGUUUCCGCCGCCGUCAGCUUCGCCGGCCCCGGAGCGGCGGAGAUUCUGCCGAUCGUGGAAGCUGAUUUGAAGAAGACUGCUGCCCACGUAACUGAGAAGGCCAAGGAAUUUUGCGCCUCUAAAUCGGUGACCGAUGUGGUUGUGGAGGUUGUGGAAGGAGAUGCUAGGAACGUUCUGUGUGAUGCUGUUGAAAAACACCACGCAUCCAUCUUGGUUGUGGGAAGUCAUGGCUAUGGAGCCAUCAAAAGGGCGGUUCUGGGAAGCGUCAGCGACUACUGCGCCCAUCACGCUCACAGCACCGUGAUGAUCGUGAAGAAGCCUAAAACCAAGCACUAAGCCUCCUUUGGGUAUUCAAUUAAGCAAGACAGAAAAUCCAUCGUGAAAAAUUACAAUACAUAUAUAAUAAAGGGAGAUUUUGAAGGCGGUGCUUACUCUUCAAUAUUUUUUAAUUGAAACCUUAUUGGUUUUCAAUGUUUGAUUAAAGUCCAUGAAUUAUGUACACCUCAGCAAAUUAGUGUUAAUGUAUUUUUUUAAUUUAAAAAUAUGUAAUUGCAGUUACCUACA
Malus domestica (apple) is the source of this 897-nucleotide messenger RNA. Its product is annotated as universal stress protein PHOS34-like. Lineage: Eukaryota; Viridiplantae; Streptophyta; Magnoliopsida; Rosales; Rosaceae. The record is from RefSeq and is a predicted model, not a curated record.